Lepus europaeus (European hare) is the source of this 3888-nucleotide messenger RNA. It is a transcript of the gene PARP1, whose product is annotated as poly(ADP-ribose) polymerase 1. Gene Ontology annotation, cellular component: nucleus. The transcript has 23 exons. Gene Ontology annotation, molecular function: NAD binding; zinc ion binding; DNA binding. NCBI's taxonomy places the organism in Eukaryota, Metazoa, Chordata, Mammalia, Lagomorpha, Leporidae. The record is from RefSeq and is a predicted model, not a curated record. The coding region runs from base 70 to 3111 and encodes 1013 amino acids.
GGCGUUGGCGGCGAGGCGGCGAGGCGGCGUCGGCGGACUCCGGGGGCCCGGGUGAGCGAGAGCUGGAGGAUGGCGGAGUCUUCGGACAAGCUCUACCGAGUGGAAUACGCCAAGAGCGGGCGCGCCUCCUGCAAGAAAUGCAGCGAGAGCAUCCCCAAGGACUCGCUCCGGAUGGCCAUCAUGGUGCAGUCGCCCAUGUUCGAUGGGAAAGUCCCACACUGGUACCACUUCUCCUGCUUCUGGAAGGUGGGCCACUCCAUCCGGCAGCCUGACAGCGAAGUGGAUGGCUUCUCUGAUCUGCGGUGGGAUGACCAGCAGAAAGUCAAGAAGACGGCGGAGGCCGGCGGGGUGACUGGCAAAGGCCAGGAUGGAACCGGCAGCAAAACAGAGAAGACGCUGGGUGACUUUGCAGCCGAGUACGCCAAGUCCAACAGAAGCACGUGCAAGGGGUGCAUGGAGAAGAUAGAAAAGGGUCAGGUGCGCCUUUCCAAGAAGAUGCUGGACCCAGAGAAGCCACAGCUGGGCAUGAUCGACCGCUGGUACCACCCGAACUGCUUUGUCAAGAACAGGGAGGAGCUGGGUUUCCGGCCUGAGUACAGUGCAAGUCAGCUCAAGGGCUUCAGCCUUCUCUCUGCAGAGGAUAAAGAGGCCCUGAAGAAGCAGCUCCCGGGGGUCAAGAGUGAAGGAAAAAGGAAAGGAGAUGAGGUGGACGGAAUGGAUGAAGUGGCCAAGAAAAAAUCUAAAAAAGAAAAAGACAAGGAGAGUAAGCUUGAAAAGGCCCUCAAGGCCCAGAACGACCUGAUCUGGAACAUCAAGGAUGAACUAAAGAAAGUGUGUUCGACCAAUGACCUGAAAGAGCUGCUCAUCUUCAACAAGCAGCAAGUGCCUUCCGGGGAGUCGGCGAUCUUGGACCGGGUAGCUGAUGGCAUGGUGUUCGGUGCCCUCCUUCCCUGCGAGGAGUGCUCGGGCCAGCUUGUCUUCAAGAGCGAUGCUUACUACUGCACCGGGGACGUCACUGCCUGGACCAAGUGUAUGGUCAAGACACAGACACCCAACCGGAAGGAAUGGGUGACCCCAAAGGAAUUCCGGGAAAUCUCUUACCUCAAGAAAUUGAAGAUCAAAAAGCAGGACCGCAUAUUCCCCCCAGAGAGCAGCGCCCCGGCAGCAGCGGCACCCCCUCCCUCCACAGCCUCGGCCCCCGCUUCUGUGACUCCCUCCGCUCCAGCAGAUAAGCCACUGUCCAACAUGAAGAUCCUGACCCUUGGGAAACUGUCCCGGAACAAGGACGAAGUGAAGGCCGCCGUCGAGAAACUCGGGGGGAAGGUGACGGGGACAGCCAGCAAGGCCUCGCUGUGCAUCAGCACCCAGAAGGAAGUGGAAAAGAUGAAUAAGAAAAUGGAGGAAGUCAAAGAAGCCAAUGUCCGCGUGGUGGCUGAGGACUUCCUCCAGGAUGUCUCCAGCUCCACCAAGAGCCUGCAGGAGUUGCUCUCAGCGCACAUCUUAUCCCCUUGGGGGGCCGAGGUGAAGGCAGAGCCUGUUGAAGCAGUGGCCCCAAAACCAAAGUCAGGGGCUGCUGUCGCCAAGAAGAGCAAGGGACCAGUCGAGGAAGGUAUCAACAAAUCUGAAAAGAGGAUGAAAUUAACUCUCAAAGGAGGCGCAGCCGUCGAUCCUGAUUCUGGUCUGGAGCACUCGGCACACGUCCUGGAGAAAGGCGGGAAGGUGUUCAGCGCCACCCUUGGCCUGGUGGACAUCGUUAAGGGAACCAACUCCUAUUACAAGCUGCAGCUGCUCGAGGAUGACAAGGAAAGCAGGUACUGGAUAUUCAGGUCGUGGGGUCGCGUGGGCACCGUGAUCGGUAGUAACAAACUGGAGCAGAUGCCAUCCAAGGAGGAUGCCAUUGAGCACUUUAUGAAAUUAUAUGAAGAAAAGACUGGGAACGCCUGGCACUCCAAAAACUUUACAAAGUAUCCCAAAAAGUUCUAUCCUCUGGAAAUUGACUAUGGCCAGGAUGAAGAGGCGGUGAAGAAGCUGACGGUGAGCCCUGGCACCAAGUCGAAGCUCCCCAAGCCCGUUCAGGAACUUAUUAAGAUGAUCUUUGACGUGGAAAGUAUGAAGAAAGCCAUGGUGGAGUAUGAGAUUGACCUUCAGAAGAUGCCUCUGGGGAAGCUGAGCAAAAGGCAGAUCCAGGCCGCGUACUCUAUUCUCAACGAGGUCCAGCAGGCGGUGUCCCAGGGAAGCAGUGACUCUCAGAUCCUGGACCUCUCAAACCGCUUCUACACCCUGAUCCCCCACGACUUCGGGAUGAAGAAGCCCCCGCUCCUGAACAACACAGACAGCGUGCAGGCCAAGGUGGAAAUGCUGGACAACCUCCUGGACAUUGAGGUGGCCUACAGUCUGCUCAGAGGUGGAUCUGAUGAUAGCAGCAAGGACCCCAUCGAUGUCAACUAUGAGAAGCUCAAAACUGACAUUAAGGUGGUUGACAAAGAUUCUGAAGAAGCUGAGGUCAUCAGGAAAUACGUUAAGAACACACAUGCGACCACGCACAAUGCAUAUGACUUGGAAGUUGUCGAUAUCUUUAAGAUAGAGCGUGACGGAGAGAGCCAACGCUAUAAGCCCUUCAAGCAGCUUCAUAACCGACGGUUGCUGUGGCAUGGGUCCAGGACCACCAACUUUGCUGGGAUCCUGUCCCAGGGGCUGCGGAUAGCCCCACCUGAAGCGCCUGUGACGGGCUACAUGUUUGGUAAAGGGAUCUAUUUCGCCGACAUGGUCUCCAAGAGUGCCAACUACUGCCACACGUCUCAGGGAGACCCCAUCGGUUUGAUCCUGCUGGGAGAAGUUGCCCUUGGAAACAUGUAUGAACUGAAGCAAGCUUCGCAUAUCAGCAAGUUACCCAAGGGCAAGCACAGUGUGAAAGGUUUGGGCAAAACCACUCCUGACCCUUCUGCUAGUAUUACUCUGGAUGGUGUGGAGGUUCCUCUGGGGACCGGCAUCUCGUCUGGUGUUAACGACACCUGUCUGCUGUACAACGAGUACAUUGUCUACGAUAUUGCUCAGGUAAAUCUGAAGUAUCUGCUGAAACUGAAGUUUAACUUCAAGACAUCGCUGUGGUGAACGGUGAGAUGGGGCCCGGUCGCCCCCGAGCCUCUGCUGCGGCUCCCUCUGCUGUGCUGGAGCCCCAGCAGGAGUCCCUGCUCACCUGUUUGGAUGAUGGCUGUUUACCUGUGCUAGAUCUCCUUAGAAUGGAUUUUAUGUGAACGUAUUCAGAGGUGGUUCCCAACUUCCGACACCCCUUGUUGUGUGUGAUGUUUGGGAGAGUCCUCCCCACCAGACACAGCCCUGGUAGGUGCAGCUGUGGAUGGAGGGAGAGCCGGGUAGGGGUUCUCUUUGUUCUGUUUGCCUAGACUAGCCCUUUGGAGAGAACCACGCCUCGUUAGAGCAUCCGCCUUACAGGCUUCCCCGGGAAGGGGCGGGAGCGUGCUUCCACUCUUUUUUCUAAGUGUUCGUCUUUAGUUUUGGUUCGGGCAAAAUGUUAAACAUUUAUUUUGAGCUAAAAAUAAAAACUAAUUUCAUACUACUUAGAUUUUCUUUUUUUAUCUUGUACUUACGCUCCCCCUUUUAGUUUUGGGGGAGGUGUUGUUGGUUUGGGUUUGGGCAGUGGGUAUGGGGAGUCCAAAUGGAGGAAUGUUAAGUUUCUUACACUUAGAAACAAGAAGAGCUUUCCUUUUCCAGAAAUGCUUGAACUUGGAAGCUCUCAGAAUAUAUGUAUAGUAAAUUAAAAGUUAGAUUUUAAAUUCUCGAUUUUCCUAUGAGCAAUUUGUCUUCCAAAUUAAAACCAUCUCUGAUGCCACUGUAGCUACCUAAGGGCUAAUAGUCAUUCUCGAUUAAAAU